Orbicella faveolata is the source of this 16442-nucleotide messenger RNA. RefSeq lists its product as uncharacterized. NCBI's taxonomy places the organism in Eukaryota, Metazoa, Cnidaria, Anthozoa, Scleractinia, Merulinidae. Gene Ontology annotation, cellular component: condensin complex; chromatin; condensed chromosome. Gene Ontology annotation, molecular function: chromatin binding. The record is from RefSeq and is a predicted model, not a curated record. Gene Ontology annotation, biological process: mitotic chromosome condensation.
AUGCAUAUGGACCUGACUUUGCUAUUAUGCUCUGAGAGUCUGGGACGCAACUAAGCAGCCGCGCCUGCGGCUGACGUGUAGUCCAGAAUCCGAAGCAGUCAACAUUCAGCUGAUGCGGCCGAUCUAGUCCACUAAUUCUGCUAAAUUUUCUUGUUAGGAACAGGUUAGUCCCUCCAAUAUGUGGGGGAGACUCUCCUCCAUGGCACAGGCCGUGCAGGAAAAGCUAGAAGAGUCUUUAGGUGAAGAUCCAGGCGAAGAUUUGGAAGCAUCGGCAGAAAGUCCACCGCAAAGCAAGGAUGAGCUUAUAACAGAGCUUAGAGCAGCGUUGAGUCAGUCGGAGAGGAGGAACGAAGAAAUCAAUCGUGAAUUCCAGAAGUUGUUGCGACAGAAGGAGGAGGAACUUGUACAGCUCAGAGAAAAUGUCAGAGCAGGACCAUCAUUAGAGAGCAGUGAACUGUUAUCAGAGAUGCAAGAUCCUGAUAAUCCCGCCCAAAAGAGCAACAUUCAACAGAUUCAAGCCUUGCUUGCUGAAAAAGACAGCACCAUUCAAACUUUGCAGAAGCGUCUGGAGGAGAGUGAGAGUGCAGUCAGACAGCUUGAACAGCAAGGAAGGGACAAUGAAGAGAAGGUCAUGAGUGAGUUGGCCGUCAAGAUAAGAACUGCAGAAGGUUUCCAACUGAAACUUGAGGAAUGUAAACAAUUGCUGGAGGAUCGAAACAAAACCAUCGAGGGUCUGAUGGAUCGUCUUGAUGCUCAGAAAAGGCUGAUAGAUAGCCGGGACCAGGUUAUUGAUCAACUCAAAGCCAUGAAGAAUCUUGACAGUGGAGCCGAUGAACUUGUUGCCACCUUAAGAGAACAACUGGAAGCAAUGAACAGUAGACUUGAGAAAUCUGUGGAUGAAACUCAGACAGCUAAAAGGGAAGUCCGUGCACUCAAGAAAGAAUUGGAAGAGAAAAGUGAAAUGAUUGCUGCUGCGGAUAAACUAGAGCAAGAGAAAACUUCAUUGUUGCAACACAUUCAAGAAAUUGAAGAACAGCACAAACUAACUGUCCAGAAGCUGCAGCAUCAUGUUCAAGAAAAGGAAAAGGUUAUCACUGCCAAGUUUGCUGAAGCCGAACAAGCCUACAAAACAACUGAGCAUGACCUUAGAGAGCAGCUAGAGGAGAAAACGCAAAUCAUAGAGUCCAAGGAUGAAGCCAUUCAAGUCUUUAAAAGAGCCAUGCAAGAAAAAAACUUGAGCAGUGAGGGGACCUCGCCAGCCUCUCACAGUGACAAAGUAGUGGCUCUACUUGAAGAGAAGAUAAAGGAGCGUGAAGAGAUGAUCAACAACAAUUCUCAAAGGAUAAGUGCACUUGAAAAGGAUGCUGCAGACAAACAGACUCAUAUUAAAACAUUGGAAAAGUUAGUUGAAGAUAAGACAGCAGAGGUUGAGACUUUACAAGAGUCUGUUCAUGCCAAGGAUCAGGAGCUUCAAGAGAUUAAAGAGAAACAUGAAACAGAAUUAAGCGAGAAGGAAAUGAAGCUUGAAUCACAGACAAAAAUGAAUGCCAACUUGGAGGAAACUAUUGCAUCCUUGAGAGAAAGUCUAGCUGGGCUUGAAUCCAAGGAAAAUGUAAAUGAACGGCUCCUGCUUCUUGAUGCAGAGAAGGAACAGCAAUUUAGGGAUGAAAAGGAAGCUUUUAAAGAUAGCCAAAAUGCUCUGCAUGCUCAAUUGCAAAGUUCUCGUGACAAGAACAACAAAAUUGCUGAGGAACUUGCUUUGGCAAAAACAGAGACUGAGGCAAAGGAAAAAGAGAUACGAGAUUUAAGUGCCAAAAUGGGAAAGUUGAAGCUUCAAGCAAAGGCUAAGUUGACCAGCCUUCAGAAUGAAAAGGAAAAGCUUGCCAAGGAUAUGCAAGAGGUUGAAAUGCAUCUGUUGCAUGAAAGAGAGGAAAAGUUAGCAGUACAAAUGAAAAUAGCGCAGAUUGAAGAAGAACGAGAAGGAGCUGAAUCAAAACGCUUGGAACUAGAACAAGCAUUGGAAGAGUUUGUGAGAUCAACUGAUAAAAAAGGAAAACUGGCUACCGUUGAAAAGAAGGCUUCGCUAGAGCAAGCAGAGGAAGAUGAUCAGCCUGAAGAAGAACUGGAAGGCAGUGGUACUGUAUCCACAAUCGUCGGCUCCAACUCAGAAGAAUCAGGUUAUGUCAAUGUUAUGAAAAUACUUGAGGAAGAGAGGUACUGCAUGGAAAGGAGACUGGAUCUCAUCACCAAGGAACGUGACUCUUUGCAAAACAAAGUGGAGGAGCUGGAAGAAAUGUUGGAAGCAGAGAAAGAACGCCUGCAAAAAAAGACGGAGGAAAUUAGUUCAGAUGAAGAUGCAGAGCAUGCCAAACACAUGGCGGAAGAGUCUCUGAUGAUGCAUGUGGAAGCUCUUCAAGAAGAAAAUGAAACUCUUAGAGCCACGCUCGAUCUGGAGCGGUCAGCGGUGGCAAAUCUGAGGGAACAGAUGAAACAAGGUCCACUGGACGAGAAGCUGUUUGACAAAGAUGAACGCAUUACUUAUCUGGAGACUAAAGUGGCACAACAACAACAGAAUCUUCAACUGUUUAAAACAAUGCUACAACAAAAAGAAGUGUAUGUUAUGGACCUCGAUGAUGAGAACGAGUUGAGCGCCGAAGUUGAUUCUCUGAGGAAACUGAUAACAGAGGAGAGGGAGAAACUGAUGGGACUUCAGAGCCAACUUGAAGCGAGUAAAGAACAAUGCACAAAACAGUCUGAAAAUGUGGAAAAUCUGAAAGCGGAAAUUGAACAGAGCAGGUCUACUGUAGAAUCCCUUGAGCUCCAGCUCCAGCAAAGCCGCCAAUAUCAAGAGAAGAUCCGUGAAGACAAGGAUAAGGAAAUUAGCAAUCUGCAGCAGGCUCUGAUGGAAAAUAGCUCUGGUUUUGAGCUGUUGAAUGCGAGCUUCAGCGAAACAAGCACUCAAGUGCAGCAGCUUCAAGAACAACUGACCAGUAAAGAGACUGAGGUUGAGAGGCUGAAGAAAGAACUAAGUGAGCAAGAGUCAAGUCUGGAGCAGCUCAAAGGAAGUUACACGGAUGUGUGUUCGACGGUUAAUGAAUUGCAGGUACUCCUAGCAAACAAGCAGACAGAGGUGGAAAUGUUGCAAGAUACCAGAGACCAACAGAUCUCCGAGUUUGAGUCAUUGCGUGCCACGCAUGGCGAGUAUGUUGCAAAGAUUCAGAGACUUCAAGAAGCUGUUGAAGAAAAAGAAGUCGAAAUUGUGCAGCUCAGAGCAGCUUUUGAUGAGAAAGACAGUAGUUUUGAACACUUGAGCACCAGUUUCAUCGAGUCAAGCUCCCAAGUUAAAGGCCUGGAAGAAAUUUUACAGACAAAGGAUUCUGAGCUAAGUGCUUUAAAGCAAACCAUGGAAGAGCACACCCUUACUUAUCAGCAGAUGAAGGAGGCCUUGUCAGAAACAACCUCCCAGCUUCAAGACUUACGACAAACACUCGUUGUAAAAGAAAACGACAUCAGUGUUCUUAAAUCAAAGCUAGAAGAACGGGAAAUGGCUUGUGAAGAACUGAGCACAAGAUAUGAAGAGUCAACUGCGACAGCAAGACAACUUGAAGGAAAUUGCACUGCAAAGGAUGUGGAGUUGAAAACGCUGAAAACCACUUUACAAGAGCAAGGUUUGCAGUAUGAACAACUGAACCAAAACUCGGCCGAGUCAGAUAAGCAGAUGAAGAACCUGCAAGAUUACUUGAUCGAAAAAAAUCAAGAGAUCGCUACACUUCAGGCAGACUUGGAAGAAAAGGAAGCGAGACUGAAGGAACUUAGUUUGCGUUCUUCAGACUCUGAUGCCAAGGUGAAUCAACUACAAGAAUUGCUUAGUGGAAAGGACAAGGAUUUAACAGCUCUCCAAAACAACCUGGAAGAGCAGGAGAAAGUUUAUCACGACCUAAGCUCGAGUUUGAAUAUGGCGAAUUGCCAGGUAAGGGAUCUUGAAGAAGAUGUAGCGAAAAAAGAUGAAGAAAUUACGUCACUCAAGAACGAUCUCGAAGCGCUCGGUCUGGAGAAUGACGACUUGAAGUCAAGCUUCUCAGAUGCAAGUUCCCAGAUAAAAGAUCUACAUGAUGUACUUACAGCAAAAGAGACAGAAUUAAAUGUGCUCCGAACCAGCAUGGAAGACCAAGGUUCAAAUUUUGAAGAAUUGACAUCUCGAUUGACUGAACAGAGCGUUCAUUUACAAGAAUUGACUAAUACUCUAACCACCAAAGAAAGUGAAAUCGAUGCCCUUCGAGUCCGUUGUGAAGAGGAAGCGACACGAUAUAGCCAUCUUGAAUCUCGAUAUAGUUCUGAAAUGUCCAGGCUGGAAGAAACCAUCGCAAGCAAGAAGAAAGAGAAUACUUCCCUGCAAGCUGAAAUAGAAGAGUAUGUAUCUAGCCUAAAUGAAGUUAACGCCAGUUACGAUGAGGCCACAUUGAAAGUCAAAGAACUUAACGAAAGUAUGAAAGAGAAAGAAGACGAAUUGAUUACACUUAAAACUAAACUUGAAGAGCAGAAGUCGAGUUAUGAACAGCUCAGCGCCAUGUUUGAAGAGGCAAGUUUCCAAGUUACAGAACUACAGAAAGUACUCUUAGCCAAGGAUGACGAGCUUGGCAUGUUACAGUCGAGCUUGGAAAAGAAAACUUCAAGUCUUGAACAGGUGAAUGUUAGCUACAACGAAAUGGAAGCGCAAGUGAAAGAAUUGCAAGAUUUGCUUGGGGUUAAAGAAGCUGAAAUUGUCAAGUUCCAAGCAAUGGUAGACGAGCAAGGUGAACAUUUAGAACAAGCAAGAACAAGCGAUGCUGAAAACUCUUCCCAAGUAAAUCGGCUUUUGGAAGUACUUAAGAGUAAAGAGGAAGAACUAAGCCAACUGCAGGCUAGUUUUGCCGAGCAAAAAGUUAGCGUUGAACAGCUUGAAGGACGUCGGUCUGAGACAAAUUCUUUAGUAAACGAGUUAACACAGAGACUCCACGAGAAAGACGACGAAGUGAACUCCUUAAAGGCAAAUUUGAAUGAACAAAACAUCGACUUUGAUUCCAAAUAUGGAGAAUUGCGUGCAGAAAUAGGCGACCUUCGUUUGCAUCUUUCCAACAAAGAGGAAGAACUUCUUAUACUGCAAACGUCUUUAGACGACAAGAGCGUUAGUGUUGAAAACCUCGACACAAGCCUGAAUGAGACAAAUGCCCAACUUGACGAACUACGAAGCCAGCUUGCAGCUAGAGAUAGUAAGUUUGCUGCUUUGAAGAAGAAAGCGCAGGCUUUAAAGAAAUCUUUUGAGGCAGUGUCUGCCGAGAAUGACAACCGUAAAGAGGAAUUAGAGGAGCUGAAGAAAGAGAAGGAACUUUUCUUGGAAGAAAAAGAAGCUAUGGAAACGUGUUUAGCGCAAUUGAUCGAGCACAAGAAUCAACUUCAAGCUAAAAACGAGGAGAUACGAGAAUUGGAAAACACGCUUGGGAAAGUCGAGGAAGCUUUGCGAAUGGCUAGAAAUGAAAAGGAAAGUUUGAAUUCAGAAGUCAUUGAGCUUCGACGACAAUUAGAUUCCCUUGAACAAGAGAAACAGCAGAUGUUAGUUGAACGCGAAGAACUGAACUCUCGAAUCAAUGAAACUGAAACAGAGAAGGCGUCGAUGGAGACUUCUAUUCAGGAUGAAAGGAAAGAAAUCUCACAAGUUCAGUCUGAAAAUGAAAUGUUUAAAACUGAGCUUGGAGAAUUGAAAAGACAGCUUGACUUCAAAGAGAAAGAAGUUAGUGAUCUUAAAGAGGUUAUAGAACACUUAAAAGGCGUUGUCGAAGAAAUUAACAAGUCAGCUAAGGAAGAACUAGAACGGUUAGAAUUAAAGAAAAACGAAGAAUUAGACGAAAAGCUUUCGGCCAAAGAGAGAGAGUUGUUCCAAGUGUCUGAAAAUCUGUCCUUGAACAAGACAAUGGUGGAGGAAUAUCAGAGUAAGCUCCUUGAGAAUGAAGACGCUUUUAACAACUCAAAACGUGCGUUUGAACAAGAAAGAGAAGGCCUACAAGUAAAACUUGGAGAUAUUUUAUCUGAAAGAGAUUCUUUAAAGAACGAAUUGUCUGAGAUUACAGAGAAAAAUGGCAAUUUGUCAUCAGAGAUUGAAAGAACCAAAGUUGAGUUGGACAUGAAGGAGAGCCAACUCAGCUCUUUGCAACAUGAACUUGCUGAACUGCACAAAGUUGUUAAGGAAGAGCUUCUUACAUCUCACAAGGAAGAAUCGCUGAACAAUCAACUCCACUCAGCACAAACAGAGGUCAUAGACCUACAAGAAAAACUAAAACACCAUCAGGAGUUGCUGAAUCUCAAGGAACAGGAAGCUGUGGAACUUUGCAAUAGAUUAUCAGCAAGCGAAGAAGCCUUGUCAGUAGCGAACACUAGACUUGAAGACCAAACUGCACACGAGAAUGAAUUGGAAAAGUCCAUGGGUCGUGCUGAGGAAACUACUGCUAGUUUACGAGCAGAUCUUAGUGAUGUCGCUUCUGAACUGAGACAAGUGUCCCACGAGAAGACAGCUUUAGAAUCAGAAUUGUUUGACCUAAAAGACAAAUUAAGUGCCGCUGACUGGGAACUAGAUGCACUAAGAGACGAAUUAAGUAAUUCAAAGGCAGAACUGAACGUGAAGGAUGAACGCAUCAGUAGUCUUGAGCAAGAAGUUUCUGAAACUAAAGUUACUCUUGAAGAACAACUCCAGGCAAAAGAGGAAAAGGAGCUUGUAAUUGGGAAGGAGCAAGAAAUGCUCAAAGAGUUGCAAGAUACCAUCAUCCAACUGAACCAGCUUUGCAAAGACCAGGAACAAAACCUGAUGGUGUUAAACAAGGAACGUGAUGAAGAUAUAGAAAAGCUAUCAGAGGCCAAGUCGCAAACUGAAGAGUUGGCUCGAAAGUUGGAGGAGGUUAAAGAUUCUUCCAUUGCGCUGAAGCAGGGGAAAGAAACUAUCGAGGCAGACUUAGAAGAGACCUCCACCAAACUAAGCCAGAUCCUGACUGAAAAGGCUUCUUUGGAAUCAGACCUUUCUGAUGUUAGUCAGAAGUUGACCAUGAUAACCGCUGAGCAAGAGCGAUGUGCUGCAGAGCUGGAGGAUACAAAGAACGAGCUUUCUGACGCCAAACAGAAGCUAGAAACCUUACCAAACGAGCUUUCGAGUACUGAGGUAAUACAGAUAGAGAAUGUAACCCCUGUUGAAGGACGAGUGCCAGAAACUGUACCAGACAGAGAAGUUUUAUUGAGUUCAUCCGCUGACGAAAUUGCUAAACUAUCAUCGCGAGAAAGACAACUUGUUCAUCAAAUUCAACAGCUUGAGCAGGAGAAAGGAAACUUUGAGGCUGAGAUGACUGAGAUUUUAUCGGAGGUGAAAGAGGCAAGAAAUGCAAAACUUGCAGCUGAGGCCGAGCUUGCAGAUACAAAAGAAAAGUUAAAUGAAUUGAUGGUACAACAUGAAUGGGUCACAUCUGAAUUACAGAACUUAAAAGAGGAGUUCGAGGAACAAGAAAGGGAACUGGACAAAGUCAAACAAGAACUAGACGAAGCUAACAAACCUAAAGUGGAAUAUCAAGGAGAUACUUCAAAUGAGCUGGAAGACAGGCUACGUCAGAAGGAAAAAGAACUUGCCGAGGUGAGGAAAAACGUGGAAGAAACCGUCAGUAAGAAAGUGGAAGAAAUUUCUACCGUCAAAGACCUUGAAAAGGCUCAAAUCGAGGAACAACUUGCCAAGAAGUUGGAAGAUACCAAGAGUCACAAGGAUGAGGUGAUUGCUAAGUUGAAAGAUAAGAUACGAGAGAAGAUUGAGUUGAACAAAAAAAUCACGGCUGAGUUCAGACUUAAAUUAGCGAAUGCCCAGAAGGAGAAGGAAGAAGCAAUGCAAGAGCUUGGUUCCCAACUGGAACUUCAGACUCAGACGACGGAACAGCUAUCGGCGGCUUUGGAUCAGGUGAGAGAAAGCUUCAGAGCUAAAGAUGGAGAAGUGGAGGAGCUGAAAAGCAGGCUUAUUGAUGGAGAGAAUGAAGGGGAACAGAAAGACCUAAAAUGGCAGGAAACGUUACUAGAAUUGCAGAAUCUGAAACUGGAGAUAGAAAAGCGUGACCAGGAGAAAGUUGAAAUGGAUUCGCGUUUGCAGGCCAGUGUAGGCCAAGAUGAAUUUGACAAGUCAAUUGGGGAUAGGAACAAACUAAUCGCCAACCUAAAGAAAAGACUGAAGGAAGAACGAGCGGCAAAGAAAGAAGAAAUGACCAAAUUACAGCUCUCUAUCACAGAGAAAGAUGCAGAGAUCCAGCAACUGAGGGAUGCACACGCUGAAGAACUUACUAACGUCAACAACAAACUUCAAGCUGCGCAGGAAUUCAGCAGAACCUCAGAGGAAAAGCAAGAAGCGUUAGAACAUGAACUGCAUACCACAGAAGACGAGAUGAACAAUUUGGCGAGACAGUUAGAGAACAUGAAAAAUGAAGUAGAAAGGAAGCAAGGGCAACUACAGAAAGAACUUGAUGAACGAGAAGCUGACUUUACGUCCAGUAUGAAUGCAAUGAAUUCCCAAAAAGAGGAGGCCGACAAGCUUAUCGAACAGUUAAAACAAGAGGUCAAAGUUCGGGAUGACGAAAUAGCAAUGAUGAAAGAAGAAGAGGCAAACCAACAGCAAGAGAAACAGCUCCUCCUUGAUGAAGUUCAACAGCUUAGUGAAGCGGUUGAAAAUCUUAAAGACAAGGAUUUGAAUAUUGCGACACUGCAAGGAGAACUAGAGGCUCUAACACAAGAGAAAGUCAAACUGGAACAUCACCUUGUAUCUGUUGAAGAUGAGCUUGUGCAGUUGAAAGAAAAGAAUCUGGAAUUGCAAGUCGAAACUGAAAGGCUAAAUGUUGCAUUAACUGAAGCUAAUUCUAGAGGUGAAGCUGCAGCUACGUUUUUGGGGAGACCUCCUGAUGUCCCUGUUGAUAAUUUGUCAUCUUCAACGCCAGCUCUAGUUGACCACGUUCCUCCGUUAGUGGAAGAGGAAGCAAUUCCUAAGGUUGAAGAAUCCAUUCCUCUACAUCUCGAUCCUUCAUCUGUACCAUCUCCUCAGGAUCCUGACGCUAAUGAAGAGCUUGAAAAAGUCAGAACUGAGAUGUCCGAGAUCCAUGCAGAACUCUCCAAAGUCAAAGCUGUAAAUGAGAAACUCAAAGCAAAACUGAGAGUACAGAUCAAAAAGGAAAAGGUGAAAUCGGAGUCUGUGAGUGAACAUGAUUCCAAGGAGCUAAUGGCAGAUAUUGAAAAAGUUCGUCAAGAGAAGCUGAACUUGGAAAAGUCAGCCUAUGAGAUGCGGGAAGAAUUAGAUGGAAUCGUUCGUCACAAAGAUGGCGUCAUUGGAGAUCUGAAAAUCAAGGCCCAGCUGCUUUUAGAUGAAAAAGCGAGAAAUGAAAGUCUUCUCGAAGAGUAUGAGAAGUUUUUAUCACAGAGAGAUGAUGAGAUACAAGACCUCAAAAAUCGCUAUCAACUCCUUUGCAAAGACAAAGAUGAUAGCAUUGAACAACUUGAGAAAACUCUCGAACAAGAAAAGCUCGAUUAUGUGCAGGAACUAGAGACGUGUAAAGAUGGAUAUGAACAAGUGCUUGGUAACAAAGAGGCAGAAGUUGAAAACUUUCAACGCGACCUUGCCAGUGCUAAGAUGGAAAUCGGUCAACUUACAAAGCAGCUUCACGAGGCCCGGCAGUCGUUAGAAGAACUCAACAAGCUCAAAGUCGACUUUGAUCAUAUUGUGUCAAGUCUUCGUGAAGAUCUACAGCAGGCGCUUGAUGAAAAAGCAGCUGCUGAUCAAAUUGCUCACGAAUUCCGUGUCCAGCUGAAGAGAAACGAGAGGUCAGUGGAACAGAGUAGUGUCCAGCUGGAAGAAGUGGCAGUUGGUACCACAGAAGCGGACAAAACAGAAGUAGAUGUUCAGCUUAAGGCUACCCAGGAAGAAGUUGAAUUGUUGAAGGAAACUCUGGAAACUGUGCAGAAGGAAAAGGAGGAGCUUCAGAAGAGUUUAGAAAUGCUUAAACAUGAAGGAAAAGGAGAUGAUGCUGACAAAGCCGACGUUGAACAGGCUGGGAUAGAUAAUAAAGAGGGAGGAGACGAUAAGGGGGUAGAGUUGACUGGCAUGCCAAACGAUGUUCUCUGGUUGCAAAGUGAGCUGAAGAAGGCCUCUGAACUCAAUGAAACCCUGAGUAGCGAGCUCAAGGUAGCGUCAAGGAAAAAAAGAACAAAAUCCGAUUCAAGAGAAGAAGAAACAUCCAGUGAAACGAGAGCAGAACUCGAAAGAUCUCGAGCAGCAAAACUGGAUGGUGACAGGAAGGUACAAGAGCUUCGUGAAGAACUUGAUAAUUUCGUCAAAGAGAAAGAAAUGAUUGUGGCAGCUCUUAAAUCCAAAAUACAGCAAGUGUCACAGGAAAAUGAGGAUGCUAUCAGAGUGGUUGGAGAGCACGAAAAACAACUCUUAGACAAGGAUUCCAAUGUCCGUGAUUUAACCGAGCAAAUUCAGUCUUUGAGUUCAGAAAACGCGGAACUAAAGAAAGCCGCAGAACAACUAACAGCAAUAAAUUCCCAGUUACAAUCCGUGGCUCAAGAUGCCGAUGAUGCAAAGACUGCCUUGGAAGCCCUCGAAAAAACGAACCAAUCACUUAUUAAUGAGAGAAACCAAGAAUACUCUGAAUUAGAGCAUCAGUUAGAGAACACAAAAGAGGAGUAUGAACGAGUAAUUCAAGGCUUAAAAGAAGUGUUGGCUGAGAAACAAAGGGAAGUGGAUGAAUCAAACGCGGAACUAAGGAAGGAUAAUACAGAGCUGCAAAAAAAUAUUGAAAUGGUCGCUGAGCAGAAAGAUUUCAUCGAAACUGAGCUUCUGAAAACAACAUCUGAACUGGAACAAGUUAAACAAGACUUUUACCGAGUUAUUGAAGAGAAGGACCGUAAAAUUAGCGAUCUUGAAAUUCUUAUGGAGGAAAAACAGAGAAAAACGGAUGAGAGUAUUUUACAGUUGCAAAGCAAUGAGAGAACGUUACAAGAUCGUAUCCAAGUGCUUGAUGCACGCAACAGUGAAAUUAAGAACCAGCUACAAGAGGUUCAAAUGGAGCUUGGAAAACGGCUGCAAGAAGAGGAAGGACUGGAAGCGGAGCUAGCACGAGCAAAUUCACAUAUCGAUGAAAUAAAUGCCCAGCUUCAAGUCGCAACUCAGGAAAAGCAGGAUAUUAACAAGCUACAAAGCAACUUUGACCACAUCAUGUCAGGUUUGCGUGAGGACCUUCAGCAAGCACUAGAUGGCAAAAAAGCAGCAGAUGAAUUAGCUCAUGAGUUCCAAGUUCAGCUCGAGGACUUAAAAAAGUCAACGCCAGGGGCAUUUUCGAUGGGAGCCGAUGGUAAUCGUUUGCUUGAAGAAAACAAGGUUACAGAAAUGCUUGAAGCAACACAGCGCGAGGUGAUCGACUUGAAAUCUGCCCUUGAAGUUGUGUUAAAAGAACGAGAUGACUUACAAGAUAAAAUGAAAGAUCUGGAGCUUUCGCUUGAAGAGAAAAGUAACAAACAGCCCAUUUCUAGUCUCGAGGUUGACUUGAAGAGAGAGAGAGGUGACGUGGGAAAGGUAGUGGAAGAAGUUAUUUUACAGUCCUCUGUGGAUAACCAGGUUACAGCGACACCAGCCAGUGAAACCGAAGUAGAACUUGAAAAUAUGAAGAAUGAAAUGCAGAGGAUCAAAGCACUUAAUGACAAGUUAAAGGCGAAGUUGAGAGCCGUCGUCAAAAAGAAGAGAGUUAAAUCCAACUCGGAAGAUGAAGACAGCAGUGUGCGUGACGAGCUACAGGCGGAACUUCAACAGGUUCGUCAAGGGAAGCUUGACAGUGAAAAGGCCUGCCAGCAACUGCGAGUGGAGCUAGAUGCAUUUGUUCGACAAAAGGAGAGCAUCGUGAACGAGUUAAAAAGUAAGAUCGACCAGUUGGUGACAGAGAAAGGGAACAGCAAUAGUCUAGUCGAACAUUGUGAACAGCAGAUUGUCCAGAAAGAUAACGAGCUGCAAGAGAUGAGGGACGAUGUCCGAGACCUUCAAAGUGAAAACGAUGAAGCUUGGAAGAUCGUUCAAGAACUGAGGGAAGGAAAUGCUAAUCUGCAUGUCCAGGAGCAAGAACUCGUUUUGCAAAAGACCGAGAUCGAAAGGGAGUGUAGUCGAUUGAAACAGGAGAUGGAGGGUCUUGCGGAUGAUGUUUUCAAGAGAGAAAGUACGAUUUCCAAUCUCCAGAAUCAGCUAGAGGACUUGACAGAUGAUUACAAAACAGAAUUAGACGCUACAGCAGUCCAGCAUAAAGGGGUGAUAUUUGAAAUCCAAAGCCACGCCGAUCAAUUGGAACGGGAACUUUUGUCUGCCAACAAAGAGAUGGAGCAGUUUAAGGGCCAAUUACGAGAGUUGAAAAAGGAAAAAGAAGAUAUAGCCAAGCUUAAGAUGAACUUUGAUCAUAUCGUCGGGGGACUCCGCGAGGAUCUUCAACAUGCUCUCGAAGGUAAAGCGGCCGCUGAUCAAAUUGCACAUGAAUUUCAAGUGCAACUGAAACGCUUGGAGAAAGUAUCAGACAAGGUUGAAACAAGGUUCAGCGACGUAGCAGUUGAUACGGCAGACUUGGAGGGUAAAGAGGACGUCUCGGAAAAACUCCAGGCAACCCAGAACGAAGUCGAUAACUUAAGGGACGUUUUAGAAUCCCUUAACAGGGAAAAGAUAAAUUUAGAGGAGAGAAAUAGACUCCUUGAAGAACGAGAAGAGCCAAGCAACAAAAUCAGAAAGGACGAGAAAGAAGGUGAUCGGGAAAAGAUGAUUUCGGAGGUUCUUAUUCAGUCUCCAGAGAAUGAGGGAAUUCAGGCUGCUGUGUAUGAUAAUGAAGCUCUCUUGGAGUCGCCACCUGUACAGUCCAUGUUCUGUGACAGUGAAAAUAUUGAGAAAGUCAAAGAUGACCUGUCCAGUGCGCAAUCUGAAUUAGAGAAGGUCAAGUCAGUCAACGAACGUUUGAAGGCAAAGUUGAGGACACUGAUGAGGAAAACAAAAGAUGCGAAAUCAGAAGCUGGCCAAGAAAGUAGCAAGGAGGAGAUCGUGGCCGAGCUGAACAAAGUGCGGCAAGAGAAAUUAGAAAGUGAAAAGGCAGUGCAGGAGUUAAGAAUUGAGUUAGAUGCUUUCGUCAGAGAAAAGGAAAGAAUCCUCAACGAACUCAGGGAACAAAUACAGACGUUACUCGCGGAGAAGGAAGAAAGCAGUAGCCUGGUGGAGCAGUUCGAAAAGGUUCUUUUAGAGAGAGAUGCUGAGAUAUCUAGCCUUGGGGAGCACCUGCAAUAUCUGAGUGAGGAAAAGGAUGAAGUCAUACAGAAGCUUGUCGAAAACAGAGAAGAAAACCAGAAUCUGAAAGCGCUCCUGGAACAGCUGCAGCUACAGAAGGUAAAAGCUGAGAGGGAACUGCAACAGGAAAAGCUACAGACAGAACAGCUACUUCAAGGCGAGCAGCCAUUACUUGAUAGCAAAGACCAACAGAUUGCACAGCUACACGUGGAAUUGUCAAAUCAGAGAGAACUGUUCACGGAAGAAUUGAGUCGUCUGAAAGGUAGUUACGAGAGUGUCAUAUCCGAACAACAAAACCACGUAAACAAUCUGGAGGAGGCUCUACUCUUAGCUCAUACUGAAGUGGAGCAGUUGAAAUCACGGGUACACACACUAGAGCAAGGGAAAGAGGACAUAGAUAAACUUAGAACCGACUUUGACCACAUCGUGUCUGGACUCAGUGAGGACUUACAGCGGGCUUUACAGGGCAAAGCAACUGCUGAUGAGAUUGCUUACGAGUUUCAAGUGAAGCUUAAACGACUUGACCAGUCCUCAACGUCGUCAGAAGUGGAACGUAAAGAUGUUUGCGUUGGUACAGAGGAAAUGGAAUCCCUCUCCUUGUCAGGCAAAGACAGAGACAUUGAGAAAUUGCAGGAAAUCUUACAACACCUCACCGACGAAAAAGAAGAGCUAGAAGAGAGGGUCAUGGGUCUUGAUGAAGUUGUGCAAGAUAGAGAAGAGGACUUGGAAGAAAAAGGACAACAACUUCAGGAAUUACAGCUGAAAGUCGAGAGGUUAACAGCAGAACAUGCUAAUUCGGCCGAGAAGUUUAGCAGUGAGAUAGACCGAAUUGUAGCAGAAGGUGAAGAAACUAGACGGGACUUGCAAGCUCAUUUCGAUGCUACCUUAAUGGAGAAAGCCACAGAAUAUGAGAAGCUUGAAGAACAGCUCGCUUCCGUAAAGGAGGAUUAUGCUCGACAGAAGGAACAGCUAGAAGGCGAACUUGCCGAAAAGCGUCAAAUCAUAGACAAAUUGAACGAAGAGCUCAGUCAGUUCAGGACUGGUGUGCGGAAUAAAUCUGAUGAGGAGAAACUAUAUGAAGAACUUCAAGCCAACUAUGAACUGCUGGAGACUGGUAACAACAAACUUCGACAAGACUUAUAUAUGACGAUGAAAGAGAAAGAAAAUCUGCGAUUAAAACUGAAAAAGGACUAUGAUCAAAUCUUGGCUUCCUUUAAGCUUGAUCUCGAGCAGAGCAGGGAGCAAAAUCUCGAAAAGGAAAGGUUCAUUCACAAUCAACGAGUAGAAGUUGAGAGUCUUGUGAAAGACAAAGAUUCUUUAGUGGCAAAACUCAGAGAAAGCUCAGACGUGACCAAAGAAAAACUGCAACGUUCUGAAGAGGAUCAAGUAGACGGGGAUGACGUUGUGAGUAAGUUAAAGAACGAAGUUAAGUGGCUGAGAAAGGAAUGCCAGGACUGCAGGAUGGAAAAAGACAAAUUGUACAAUAAGUUUCACGAAGUGACCGAGUCUCUGAGAGGAGAAUUGGAGAAGUCACUUCUUGAGAAGGAAAAUCUCACACAGAAACUUGAAGAAACUCUUAAUCAGAACAGGGACCUUCAGCAGUCCUUAAUUGAGAAGCAGUCUGCUCUGACAAAAGCGAAAAUUCAGUUUGAACAUAUUGGUAAAGGCUGGCGAAACGAUCUUGAUGCUGCAAGAACGGAACGAGACGAGGCGUUGAGACGGCUCGGGGAACAAGGGAACCAGAGUGUGGCUAUUGAUAUGCCUGUCAGCGAGGACGAUUCGUUGGAGACUAUUGAACAACUUAGAUACAGGUUGCAAGAGAUGGAGGAGCUUUACGAGGCUAAAUGCCGUGAAGGAGAGGUUUCCUUGCAAAUCGAGGAGGUUGGAAGCCCUUCCAAAGAAUUUCCCACCAAAUAUCAUUAUUCUUCACCACAAGUCAGUCGUCAAGCCAGCUCUUUUACAAGUCAACUAGGGCGCUUUUUUAAGGGAGGGACGUCUCUCUCACUGGGCAGGCCCCGUGGUUUUCGCAGAGCCGCCCUUGCCGUGUAUUUUGUUUCUCUCCAUCUCUUGGCGUUCAUGUACAUAUUCCAAGUCUUAUUUUAAAUAUAUUUUGUGAACAGGGGCGAUUUUAUUUAAGGCAAAUGUAAUGCAUUCUAAUCUCAGACGCCCGACAAUCAAUGGAAUAAAAGAAUGGAUAAAAGUUAAACGAUAACUAAACAAUUUUCAAUAAGAAUCGGAUAAUCGGACAACACUCGGAUAACGAACAUGACAUUCACUUUUCUUUAUUUUAGUUUAAGCUAGUUAAAUUAAAUGUGGUUGAACCCUUCGCAAAAAAAAAAAAAACGUCUGAUCGCAGAUUACCUCUAUGUUCGAAUGUACUUACUUCACCUUUAGUUUUGGUCUAAGUAAGCAAGUAAAACCUUUAUUUAAGUGUCUAAGUCUAGAUGAGUCUUCAGAUGACUGUUGCGGAAGACAUUAAGCUGUUAAUUUCACGAAGAACUAAUUAAUACCAAAAGAUGUUUUCAGUGCCAUCGCAUCAUUAUAUGCAUUAAAACUAUCGAGGUUAUGAUAUUUUUGAAUUCAUGUUUAAUGAAACGGUAUGUACAGCAUUACAACGUAUGUGCAGUGCCAUCGUUAGAGGAGUUUUCAGUUGAACUUCGAAGUUUAUUUGCGUUGUUUGUGCAUUUCUACGGAAUUAACUGGUUUGAAAACCUCGCGCCAAUUCCUACACCAGUCAGACGUUAAACCAUCUCACUCGCACACGUUUUCCCACCGUUCACGCAAGCUGCACUUGUUUGCUUCGAGUUUUGAUUGGUUCACUGGACUGUCGGUUGAUUGACUGGUCAAAGUGAUUACUUUGAUUUUGGUAGGACGACACUCAAUUAAAAACUGCUCUACUCUUUUCGAGUAAUUUAAGAAUAAGACGUGGUGUAAAUGGCAUGAAAUGUCACAUUUUUUACGCUGGUUGCGUCGGAGCAAAACGUCUUUGUUAGUAACAUGUCAUCAUUUUAUUUACUACAACUAGACGUCACAUUUUUAAUAGAGUCGAUGUAAAUGUGAAUAUUGAUACGAAUAAAAUGAUCUGCAGGGUUUUAAUGUU